This is a messenger RNA of Letharia lupina, 981 nucleotides long. RefSeq lists its product as uncharacterized. The coding region runs from base 1 to 981 and encodes 326 amino acids. The transcript has 2 exons. Lineage: Eukaryota; Fungi; Ascomycota; Lecanoromycetes; Lecanorales; Parmeliaceae. The record is from RefSeq and is a predicted model, not a curated record.
AUGAACACCGCCACGGUUCCAGUCCAGCCAGGCGCGCGGGGCGGUAGAGUCUUAGACAUGCGCGAUGUUAUAUUAUGGCAACAAGAGCAAGCCCAACGCCAGGGCGAACUAGGCUUCACGACGAACUUUCCGGACCCUUCAGAGAUCUUUAAACCCUUCACAAUAAAUCCUUAUACUGAAGACGAGCUUCCAGCCGAAGAUCGCGCUGCGGUCGUCGCAGCCAUGCAAGAAACCCACAGAGCAAUAAUCCAGCUCCAUCAACGCAAGAUUCUCAUGGAUGGAGCUGGACCUCUCUUGGCGAGCACGGAGAUGAAUGUGAAUCAAAAGUUACUGGCUGCUGGUGUACCUGAGCAAGAGCUUCCAAACAAGAGCCUAAGACAAAAGAUUGUGCAGUUAGUCGAGCUUAAAGAGCCGCCACCCAAAAAGAAUUUUGCGGCCGUGUUGGUGGACAUAGCCUCAACCACCAAAGGACGAAGCCAUAUGCUGGAGGUCAAUUUGCCGCUCAAGGCUUUCUUGGCAGAAGUCUACGCGUUGCUAGACGAAGUUGUGAAGGCUUUGUUGUCUGAGAAAGGGCUUUCCUAUGAGCGAGGAGGCGCAUGGAAAUAUCAGCUAGUCGACCAGAUUCAGUCUCAACUGCUCAUGCACAGAUCUUUGCCCCUGGAGACCGAUCUCGACUACAAAUUGAUGCUGCAGCAAAUGUCGAGGGUUGGCGAUGAGGAGGCGCCUGUAGCUGUGCUUACGCAGGGCGGUCUCGCAAGGCCUAUAAACAUAAGCGGAGCUAAUGCGAAGGCGAAGGCAAGGGGACAUAGCAUGAGCGAUGCGCUCGAAGUGUCGGACGAGGAUGACAAUGUGUUCGGGGUGCUCGACGAAGAUGGUAAGCCUUUCUUCGAGCCUUUGGACAUGGAUAGGAUGUCCAAGAAGUAUGCGAGGAUUGGGGAUGAUCUCACAGAGGAAAACGGGAUUCAUGGAUUCUGGCGAUGA